Linum tenue is the source of this 4511-nucleotide messenger RNA. The record is from the annotation of a GenBank genome assembly. NCBI's taxonomy places the organism in Eukaryota, Viridiplantae, Streptophyta, Magnoliopsida, Malpighiales, Linaceae.
CGCCUAAUCCAUCGAGCAAACGAGCCGUAUGUGAUUUGAAGCAAUCGCAUUUCAUCUGUCAUCACGCUGCCGUCUAGCAGAAAAGUUUUGACGGAGGAGCGGCUGCGGCACCACCACAAUAAUCUCUUCUCAACUUAGAACGCGCAAUCGUCUUUCCCCCCACCAAAGCCACCGCCGGGACGCGGAAGCCGGAGAUAGUAGUACUCGAUACCAAUCACGCGGCCAGGAUUUCUCAUCUCCGAAAUCAUGACGGACUACGAAGGAGGAAGGUACGAAGCCGACGAUUUUAACAACAAUAUCAACAGCAACGGCGGCGAUGGCGACUACGCCGCAGCUGCUAACGCCAGCGCUGGCGUCGCUUCCCCUCAGCCACGAGGCAGUGGCCACGGCGCCGCGGAUGACUUGGGCGAUUCUAGAUCUCAGCAUGAAUCUCGGGACCGUGAAAGAGAAUCAUCAAAGAGUAGGGAAAAGGAAAGAGAUAGAAGGCGUGACAAAGAGAGGGAUCGAGACCGUGAAAGGGACAAGGAUAGGGAUAAGAGCAGGGACAGAGACAGAGAUAGGGAGAAGGACCGUCACCACCGUGAUAGAGAUAGAGACAGAGACAGAGAUCGGCACAGGGAUCGUAGUGAACGAAGGGAACGGGGUAGAGAUAGAGAUGACGAUGAGGAUCGUCCUCGAAGCCGGGAUUAUGAUAGGCGCAGAGAUCAUGAUAGGGACAGAGAAGAGAGACGCAUACGUAGCUCACGAUCUCAUUCCAGGGGUCGAUCUCCUUCUAAGGGUAGAUCUGAACACAGAUCAAGGUCACGCUCUCGGUCACGUUCUAAGAGCAAAAGACCUAGUGGUUUUGAUAUGGCUCCUGCUGCUCCUGCGAUGUUGCCUAUCCCUACUGUCACAGGUAUAUUUACAUUCGGACGAACUGAAAAUUGUCAUGUUUUCUUAACUGCUACUUCUGUUUUGGUUUGGUAUAGUGUGGAAAGUGCAUAUGCAAUUUCUUGGUCUCACUUGGUAAGCAGUUAUUUCCCCCUAUCUGUGCAUGUAGCUCUUUAGAGCUGUGGUUUUUAAAUGGGCUCUAUUAUCAUUAAUGCUUACUUUGGUAAUAAUUCUUGAACUGAGAGACGUUUUUGGUUUUUCUUGUGUUUGGUGUUUGUUUGUUUUUUCUUGUGUCUUGUCUCUUGUUGUAAGAAGGCAGUGCUGGCUACUUGUCCCACUGUGUUGACAAAUGGGUGUGAGCCGACUACUGUAGCUUAUAUGUAGAAGGAGGAAUCAAUGCACCGGUUUGAUGCUUCUUGUUCGUCUUCAACUGGUGACUAUUGCGUGUUUUGGUAGUUUGCGUAUAUAUCCUCCAGAACUUGAAUAAAUGAUGCAUUUAUGACUUACUGGGUAUACUAGACUAUUUUGCAGGCUUAGUCAUUUACAGGAUAUAGAACACCAUGUAUAUUAUGCAAUUUUGUCAAAGUUUACUCAUUUUAUUCAAAUUCUUGUUCUUAUACAGGCCAGAUUCCAGGGGCUAAUCCUGCCCUCGCUGGAAUGUUUCCCAACAUGUUUCCGCUUUCGGCGGGUCAGACAUUUGGAACACUUCCUGUAAUGCCAGUUCAGGCAAUGACACAGCAGGCUACCAGGCAUGCGCGGCGUGUCUACGUUGGAGGCCUUCCUCCUACAGCUAAUGAGCAGUCUGUUGCAACAUAUUUUAAUCAAGUCAUGGCAGCCAUUGGAGGAAACACAGCUGGCCCAGGUGAUGCUGUGGUAAAUGUGUACAUAAACCACGACAAGAAGUUUGCGUUUGUGGAGAUGAGAUCUGUCGAGGAGGCCAGUAAUGCAAUGGCCCUGGAUGGUAUUAUGUUUGAGGGAGCUCCGGUGAAGGUGAGGAGGCCAACUGACUACAAUCCAUCUCUAGCAGCAGCCCUUGGCCCUAGUCAACCAAAUGCCAACCUCAACUUAGGUGCAGUGGGUCUAACCCCAGGUUCUGCUGGUGGACUUGAAGGUCCAGACCGUAUAUUUGUGGGCGGCCUUCCCUAUUACUUCACAGAAGCCCAAGUUAGGGAGUUGUUGGAGUCUUUUGGGCCGCUCCGAGGAUUUGAUUUGGUAAAAGAUAGAGAAACUGGGAACUCGAAGGGUUAUGCAUUUUGUGUCUAUCAAGAUGUUUCAGUGACAGACAUUGCAUGUGCUGCUCUGAAUGGAAUUAAGAUGGGCGACAAAACGCUAACCGUUAGACGAGCCAACCAGGGUGCGAAUCAGGCUAAACCCGAGCAAGAGAAUGUCCUAUUGCACGCCAAACAGCAGAUUGCUUUGCAGAGACUCAUGCUGCAACCAGCACCUACGAAAGUUGUAUGCUUAACUCAAGUUGUCACCGAGGACGAGCUGAAAGAUGAUCAGGAGUAUGAAGACAUCUUGGAGGACAUGAGAAUAGAAGGCGGGAAAUUCGGUAACUUUCUUCAACUAGUUUUGCACACUGUUUGCCCCCCUGAAACGUGGAGUUCAGUGUAAUUAAUUUGGUUUGCUCUGUUUGUCUUGUAUGUCUGUUUUUUUUUUUGUACAGCCAUUUGUAGUCCCACAUUCUGCUAUAAAGAAUCAGGCCUUAACAUACAGACUGAAGACUUCAUUAUACCUCCAAUUUAUAUCCACUUUGAGAUUGUCUUAUUCCUUUUGUUUCAUUCCCUGAAAACUGAUGACAUGCCAUAUGUACGUUCACAAAUUAUACGCAGGUAAUUUGCUGAAUGUAGUCAUCCCCAGACCAAGCCCUGAUGGCGCUCCUUCGCCCGGAGUUGGCAAGGUGUUCUUGGAGUAUGCUGACACUGAUGGUGCUUCAAAAGCUCGAGCCGGCAUGAAUGGCAGGAAAUUCGGUGGGAAUCAAGUGGUAGCCAUCUUUUAUGCAGAAAACAGAUUCCAGGAAGGUGACUACGAUGGAUGAAAUGUGCUUCAUUAGUAUGUUAUUAGGUCAAUGAACCCUUUUGACGGGUUAGGAAGGUUGGAUGUUUGGUAACGAGGAGAACCCUAGGUUUGUUUUUCUUUUACCAUUUGUUUCCCCCCCAUUUUUCCUGAAUCAAAAAGAGUUGCUAGCAUUGAGAGAGUUGCUCAUUUUAGUUGCAGGAAUACAUUUGACUCUUGUGUUGAUUGGACCGCUUUAAAACGCUGUAUUUACUUCCCCAUUGUUGCCACGUACUGUCCAAAGCACGAGACGAUGCCGCCACGUGUCUGUCCGGCGACGGUGAGUCACCGACCGGUUUCCUCAAAAAUAAAUACACUUCUCUGGUUCUCCAUCCAGCCCAUUUUACUGCACGCGAGCAGAGCUGGAGGACACCAAAAUUAUCCAGUAGAGCACUGAGGAGGAUUAUAUUGGCAGCAAAAUGGGACAAGGCGAGGAGAAGAAGACCCGACCCGACUCCCCAGUCGAGAUUCUGGAGCGUGGGGAGAUAUUCUUCUUCUACAGACCGAGAGUGAACAGAGAAGAAGCUCACAGCCUCGACGACGUCCAGCGCCUCUUCAUCGUCCUCAGGCCUGAAUCCGGCGACCGACCCACCGAAGACAAGCAGGAACCCGACUCCGGCAAGGAAGGCUCCAAGCGCCGCCACGACUCCUCCUCCUCCCCGAGCGGCAGCAAGGAAGGUGGCCAUGGCGUCCAGAAAGUGAACAUCGAGAAGGAGCGGCUGAUGAGGUUCAUAGUCAUGGGGCGCAAAUCCCUUCCGGACCCAAGCAAGAACAAGGGCCGCCCCUUUUGGGGCUUCGUCGAUCUGGUCACCACCGACCUCGACCACGUCAAGGACGCUCUCAAAUCGAGUACGUACCUCGAUUUUUCUCCACUCCCCGUCAGUCAAUGUAGUCAAAAUCACGCUUUAAAUCUUAGCUAACGUUUUUACAUUGAAUCACAAUUUUCACUUAUAACCAUAGUCGGUAACCAAAACUUCUAUAUAGAAUCACGAUUUUAACUGCAUUGAUCUCCAUCGACUUUUCUCCCCGCAGGAGAUUACGAGACGGCCUCCGGGGGCAAGAGGCACGAGGCGGCGGCUCGAGCGGUGGGGGAAGGAGUGUACCGGAUUCUUCGGCACAACCCGGGGAGCAAGAAGAUGCACACGCACCUGGUCUACAAGCUGGAGCUGCCGGCGGCGGAGGGGAAGACGAAGAGCCACGAGCCGCAGGAGGCGCUCCACAUCGAGAGGGAAGGGUCGUUCGUGAUCCAGAUCAAGAACCCGGAGUCGGGGUCCGGGUCGGGUUCAGGGUUCGGUGGGCUUAGGGAGAAGCGGAGGGCCCAGUUCCCGGCCCACCUGCAGGGCGGGUUCGGAACCAGCAGGAGGUUCGGGCCGGCUGACCCGCCGGACCUGCUGAAUUAUGAAGGGUGCGAGUUUCUGAUGAUCGCGGCGGCGGACGAUGUGGAGGAGGAGCUGGGGUUGGAGCUGGAGGUGGAGAACGAGCGGUGGGAGGAAGAAGGGUCGUGUUCCGAUCUGGUGAAGGAGUUCGGCGACGUGGUGGCUCCGGCGCCGCUGUUGGAGGGCACUUGGGCUUGAUUUAGCUUCCUC